UGCCCAAGCCAUCGUCUUGCCAUGUGGCAAUGUUUGCCCAAACCGGUGAGCGGAUCAGCGAUUACGAGGUGCUGAAACUUCUCGGCCGCGGCAGUUUUGGAGUUGUGCUCUUAGUGAGGGACUCGCAAUGGCAAGAGUUAGCCUUGAAGCUAGUGCCAUGCGACCACCUGGAUGACAGAGACGCUGCAAAUGCUGCAGCUACAACUUUAGCGGAGGCUCAGCUUUUACAGCGGCUUCGCCAUCCUCACAUUGUUAGCUGCUACGAUGUACAGUUUGAUCCCUCCAGGAAGUGUGUGUGGCUAGCUCUGGAAUUUAUGGAUGGUGGUGAUCUUGGGAAUAACAUCAAGGCACGGCGGCUGCACAAAGAACCACCAUUCAGCGGCCAGUUUCAGCAGCGUGUUCUCUCCAUGGUUGGCAGUGCCCUGCAUUACAUCCACUCCCAAGGGGUCCUGCACCGAGACGUGAAACCUCCAAAUUUGCUGGUAGAUUGCCACAUGCAGCAAGUGAAACUGGCAGACUUCGGCGUUUCCAAAAUUUUGGAAACUUCUGGCUAUGCAGGAACGGUACUGGGGACUCCAGCGUACCAUCCUCCUGAGUUGGCCUCUGGAAAGCCAUAUGGGCGACCAGCGGAUGCCUGGGCAUUUGGUAUUUGUUUGUACGAACUGGCCUCGCUCCAGCGGCCGUUUGAUGCGUCGAAUCAGCUGGCCCUCGUGUGGCAGAUUGUGGAGCAUCAGCCGCCCGCUUUGCCUUCGGAAACUCCACCAGACAUGGUCGAAAUCAUCCGUGGACUUUUGCAGAAGGAUCCGGAGCAGCGCUUGCGCUUGGAGGAUUUGGGCUUCGCUGUGGAGGCGAGCUCCCCAGGUCCAGGUGGACCUGAUGCCAAUCAUGACGCGCCAUGCCCCACUUGGUCAAUGAGUGACUCUGGAGCUUACGAAGCAGUUCCUGAAGCAGGUUAUGAAAGAGGCUUUCAUAAGGCAAUCAGCGACGAGCAGGUACCAACACCGCCUGUUGCUCCAAUUUCCUUGCAGCACCUGGCAACUGAUGGCAGCGACCUAGAGGAGGUGAUGCUGGUAGAUACGCCAAUAUCCCCGACCACUCCUCGUUUGCGCACUGAAGGUCUCACUGCCUUUGCAGAGCGUUCCCCGACAACACCACGACGAAAUUGGCUCAGCCGCCUUGGCCGUGGACUUCGUUACGGAGUGCUUGGUGGUACAAGUGGACGGGACGAGGCUGUUGUAUCAGCGUUCAAAGAAGAGGAAAUUGCCGACUGAAGCUGUCGAUGGGCAGUCGACUUGAUGUCGCGUGCAGAUGCGAAGCGCUCUUUUGUUGAGGACCUUCGAACGUUUUAGAAGGCAUCAUUUCUAAAUGUGAGUUCUUCUUUUCUAAAUUUAAUGGAAAGUGUACGCAAAAUGCGCUGACUGUGCUGACUGCGUUGACUUUGAGACUUUCCGACGAGAUUAUCCUGUAGAAACGCGUAGAAAUAGUCAACUGACUUUGUGAAAACAAAUUUGAACAAAUCGUGGUACUAUGGACUCCCAAGGCUCUGCGGAGCAGAGUCAGCUCUUUAGCUACCGGGCGGCUUAGUGUCCGCUUGUACAGCCGGGGCUCGAGCUUGUGUGCCCUGCCACUCAUCGAGUUUGAUAUCCUUUGACUCUUCG
Cladocopium goreaui is the source of this 1658-nucleotide messenger RNA. The record is from the annotation of a GenBank genome assembly. Lineage: Eukaryota; Dinophyceae; Suessiales; Symbiodiniaceae.